AUGUACCUCCGGUUGAAUCGGGAGCAGACAUGCCACCUGGAGUCGGAGCGCAGCGCCCUGAAGAGGAGGGAGUGGGAGCGCAGGACCCAGGAGGUCCAGCAGGACGAGGACCUCUUCUCCACCGGGUUCAACCUGUUUGGAGAACCGUACAAAACCAGUAAAGGCGACGCUCUGGCCAGCCGGGUGCAGAACACUCUGGGCUCCUACGAGGAGAUGAAGGACCUGCUGACCAGCCACUCCAACCAGAGCCACCUGGUGGGCAUCCCCAAAGGCAGCGCCGCCGCCGCCGCCGCCGGCAGCCUGCAGCCGGCGCCCAGCACGGCGGCGGCGGCGGCGGAGCGGAGCGGCGUGGACGCCCAGCUCUUCCCGGAGGGAGGCGGGGACAAGAGGAUUGGAAGUGGUCCCGCCUCCUCGGCGCCCAUGCAGCCGCCGGCCUCCGCCUCCUCGUCGUCCGGCGCCGCGGCGAACCCUCACCAGAGCUCCAAGAAGUCCCGGAGCUCCGCGGACUGGUCCAGGGGAGGCCACGCCCCCGGCGCCCAGCCACCGGGCCUGGUGGGGGGGUUAGGGCAGAACGGGCAGGGCCAGGGCGCCGCCGGAGCGCCCGGCGCCAGGGCGAAGGUGUCGCUGCUGGAGGAGCAGCAGAUGCAGCGGCACGAAGAGCUGUUCAGCUCGCUGAAGGACGAGCUGGGUCUGAAAGGAGACUCCAGCCCCUCGUCCUCCUCCACCUCCUCCUCUUCCUCCUCCUCUUCCUCCAGACGCCACUCUUCCCACCCGGCUAAACCCCUCCCACUGCCAGAUGGCGGCACGUUCCGAUCCUCUGCGAUAGACUCCGCCCACUUCAAGUCUUCCACUAACACAGACAGCGGCGGCCACUUUAAGUCCUCGCCGUUUGACGCUGAAGCGGGCGCUCACCUGUCCACGUCCUCGUCUCCGCUGGCCUCCACCUCCGUCCUGACCACGCCCACUCCCGGGCUGACCACGCCCACGUCCGGACUGACCACGCCCACCUUCCCGCCCGGCAGCCUGUCGGGGAAGCCCACGGCCGUGCAGCAGAAGCCCACGGCGUACGUCCGGCCGAUGGACGGCCAGGACCAGGCCCCCAGCGACUCGCCCCAGCUCAAACCCCCCCUGGUGGCCACGGAGGGCUUCAGCAGCGGCCAGGCCUACGGAGGAAACGCCGGCAACGCCAAGAACAAACUGCCGAAGCUCAGCCUCAACCACACCGGAGAGGUCAGCCUCCCCAACGACUCCAGCUGUGUGGAAGAGAUUCUGCGGGAGAUGACCCAUUCCUGGCCUCCUCCGCUCACUGCCAUACACACCCCUGGAAAAGCCGAACAGACCAAGUUCCCCAUCCCGAGCAAGGAGUCGCAGCAUGUGACCUCAGGCUACAACACCCAGAAGCGAUGUACUGUAUCAGCUAACAAGCCCGCUGCUGCGAAACCACCCACUGCACCACAGAAGUCGAUGCUGGAGGAUGACCUGAAGAUCAGCAGUGACGAGGAGGAGGCCGAACAGCAGGUGUCUGACAAGACCAAAGCCAGAGGCGCAGCCCUAAGCGGCGCGUCGGGCAGCAGCAGUGAGUCAGAGAGCAGCUCCGAGUCCGACACCGACGAGUCCGAGAGCAGCUCCAGUGACAGCGAGUACAACAAGGCGUCCCGCACCAACACUCCCGAGCCGGAGCCGCCGUCCUCCAACAAGUGGCAGCUGGACAGCUGGCUGAAUAAAGUCCAGGCCCAAAGCAAGCCCCUGGUGCCCCCGCAGCCGGACCACCACGGCUCAGGCUCCCUCGGCCGCGGUCCGGGGACCUUCUCCCCCGGCGAUGGAGCUCCGGGAGCGCCGGCGGCCGCCAAGACCAAGGCCGCAGCGUCCAGCGGCGCUCCGGUUCCAGCCGCAGCCGCCGCCGAGCACAAGGACACGCGGGCAGCCUUCUGCUCGGGCAGAGACAAGGCCAAGGCCAAGCUGAGCCAGAAGGCAUCCGGGGAGGGCCAGAGGUCCAAGAUGAGGCUGUCACCCGGCCUGUUGUCAGGACCAGAGGUCACGACCCCCAGGAGGAACACCACCGGGAAGAAGCAGCCCAAACGCACCGAACGGUCCAGCAGCGCCGAGGACAAUCAGAGCCAGACAUGGAGCCGAGGGACCCAGCACAGCCCCGCCGCCAGGGACAAGGACCUGCCGCCGCCGCCCUCCCUGGAGCACCAGAACCCCCUGAGGCCGCGGAGCAAGCCCCCCAGCGGGAAGACGGCCCCCAGGAAGGAGCCCCGCGGGGCCGCCGGCCCCAACGCCGCCGCUCCGGCGGCAGCGGCGCUGCAGCAGCAGGCCGCCGCGCCGCCCGCAGCAGCUGGCGCCGCCAACCAGGACAAGAGGAAACACAGGGGCCCCAGCACCAGAAUCACGCCCAAGUCCCGGGAGUUCAUCGAGACGGACUCGUCCUCGUCCUCGUCCGAGUGUCCGUCCGACACGGAGGAGGCGGUGAAGGUCCCCGCGCUGCCGCCUCAGGCGCCGCGCGCCGCCAUCAACACGCACACUCUGUCCAACGCGCACGUGCACACGCCUCUCCUCCCGUGCCUCGGCGCGGCCGGGGGCGCCGGGGGUCUGGGGACGUUCGGAGGGAAGGGACUCCGAGUCAAAGACGGCGGCGGCGGCGGCUUGUCCGCUAACGGCGGCGGCGGUGGCAGUAACGGCGGCGCCCUUAUCGGCUGUAACUCUCUGAGCAUCGGCAACGUCAGCGGUCCAUUUGGGACUUCCGUUCCGGAUCCUGGGGGGUUGGGGGGGCAGACCAAGGACCUGGAGGCCAUGUCCCCACCGUCCAGCAUGGGACACGACGUGCCCGUGUCCCCGCUCAGAGAUUACCACGAGCUCCAGAGUCUGUGGGUGAAAAUCGACCUGAGUCUGCUGAACAGGGUGCCGGGGCAGGGCGCAGGGGACAGACCCAGGACCGGGACUUCAGAGCGAGACGGAGGCGACGGGAGAGACAGGGACAGACUGGAGGACAGGAUGGCAAGCAAUCCCAGGCUGGCCGGGAGGACGGACAGAGGAGACGCCGCAGGGAAGCACAGGAGACAGGCGGCGAACGCAGGGACGCCGACAGAGAAACACACCAGCAAGAGCAAGAGGAGACACAAGUCCGACCACGGAGAGUCCUCACUCAGCGGCAGCAAGAAGCUGCGACUGGACAAGGACUGCCUGCUGCUGCCGCCCUGCAUCUCGCCCAUCCACACCCACAAGAGCAGCUCGGCAGACGACAGAGGAAAUAUUUUCCUGCGUCUCGGCGCCAUCAAAGAGCAGCAGCAGCAGCGAGAGGUGGAGGCUGGAGGAGGGAGCGACCCGGAGCUGAACCGGCGGCGCCGCCUGGCUGCGUCCUCAGGGGCGCUGUGGUCGUUCUGGGUAGAUUCUGUAAACAGGAAGCAGUCUCGACGGCGGGACGAGAAGCUCCUCCCCCCUCUCCUGUCCCCGCUCUCCGACGACCCCCCUCGCAAACGCCCGUGCGACGGCGCUUCCUCCCUCGUCCAGGAGGGCGGCGCCGUUCCCGCCGCCGCCACCGGGUUACUGCCCUGCUCCUCUUCCUCCUCCUCCUCCUCCUCAGCCUCCUCUUCGUCACACAGACACAGGAGGGGGGAGGGGAAGGCUUCGUCGCACGUCAGAAUCGAAGUGGAUUCCCACGGCGAGAAGCCCUGCGGGGACGUUUACCACGCCAACGGACAUUCGGACUCGGAGGCGUGGUCGGAGCAGCUGAUGGACCCCGCAGAACCCCGCAGACCACGACUGUCAUUCAGCGACACCGUCCACAGCGCCGACUUCUACAUGCAGGAGGCCAAGAGGCUGAAGCACAAGGCCGACGCUUUGAUGGACAAGUUUGGUAAAGCGGUGAACUACGCCGACGGCGCGCUCUCCUUCAUUGAAUGUGGGAACGCCAUGGAGCGAGAUCCGCUGGAGGCCAAGUCGCCGUACACCAUGUACUCCGAGACCGUGGAGCUCAUCAGGUAUGCCAUGAGGCUGAAGAACUUCACCAGCCACUCCGCCACCGUGUCCGAGAAGAAGCUCGCCGUGCUCUGCAACCGCUGUCUGUCUCUGCUGUAUCUGAGGAUGUUUCAUCUGAAGAAAGACCACGCUGUCAAGUACUCACGCUCGCUCAUGGAGUACUUCAAGAAUUCAGCCAAGACUUCCCACCAAGCACCGUCUCCAUGGAGGACCAAUGGGAAGGUCAACGGGACGCCGUCCCCCCUAUCGCUCAGCCCGUCGCCCGCCGGCAGUGGAGGAGGAGGAGCCGGGGGAGGGUCCGGUCCCCCGCCGGGGUCUUCGGGCAGCGUGGCCAUCCCCCAGAGGAUCCACCACAUGGCCGCCAGCCACGUCAACAUCACCAACAACAUCCUGCGCAGCUACGAACACUGGGAGACGGCCGACAGGCUGGCCGCCGACGGACAAGACUUCUUCCAGGAGCUGGACUCGGUGAUGGAGCCGCUGAGUCAGCAGAGCAGCAUGACGGAGCUGGUCCGCUACGUCAGGCAGGGACUGCACUGGCUCCGCCUGGAGGCCCACCUGCUCUAGAGACGGCUCCACGCCAGCUCCGCCCAGAACGAGGCUCAAGGGA
Messenger RNA from Salarias fasciatus (jewelled blenny), 4588 nucleotides. RefSeq names its product AF4/FMR2 family, member 2 (gene aff2). The coding region runs from base 1 to 4545 and encodes 1514 amino acids. Gene Ontology annotation, biological process: regulation of RNA splicing. The transcript has 30 exons. NCBI's taxonomy places the organism in Eukaryota, Metazoa, Chordata, Actinopteri, Blenniiformes, Blenniidae. Gene Ontology annotation, molecular function: G-quadruplex RNA binding. Gene Ontology annotation, cellular component: nuclear speck; nucleus. The record is from RefSeq and is a predicted model, not a curated record.